This is a messenger RNA of Perca fluviatilis (European perch), 1163 nucleotides long. RefSeq lists its product as uncharacterized. Lineage: Eukaryota; Metazoa; Chordata; Actinopteri; Perciformes; Percidae. Bases 146 to 1099 code for a protein of 317 amino acids. The record is from RefSeq and is a predicted model, not a curated record. The transcript is spliced from 5 exons.
GUAUGUCAUACAUCUCUAACUAGGGGAGGGGUUACAGGGGAACUAGUGUUCCUCAUUCAGAGGACGGCUGAAGAAUCACUGGACCGAGAUCUCUUCACUCCACAGAUACAGACUCAGACUCAGACUCAUCAUUCCUCAUCUAAUCAUGGAGAUAGUGUACAACAGGAGAAAUUCUAGAGAACAUUUUGUUAGAAGUCGGCACUUAAGGCUGAACGGUUUGAAAGAGGAAGCUAAAGCUGCAGGUUUGGAAAGCGAUUAUCUCUUCAAACCCAACAUCCCUGAAUCUCCUCGCCCAGAGUUUGUCUUAUCUCAUGUGAAACACGACACAGAUGCAGACGGAUUGUGUGGCAUCAGUGAGGAUAACGGCUUCAAGGACCCCAUGAAGGAAACGUCUUCUGAGUUCCGUCUGCUGUGGUGGAGUCUGUCUGUGGGACCUGAUGAGAUAAAGUCAGCUGAGAGGAGACUCCUGGAGAAAACCUACCCAGAUCAGAAGGAGGAGCAGCUCCAGAUGCAGCAGGGAUUCCUGGAGAAGUUCACCACCUCUCCAGCCUUCCUGAAGACCUCCAGGCUGGGCUCUUACCGCUUCACUUUCCCCCUGGAGGAACUGCUGGAGGCCUACAGCAAACAGUUUUGCUCCGGUGCUCCUCCCGUCAUGCGGGUGUUCAAGACCGUCCUGUACAAACAGGAAGUGAAUUACGUUGUGCUGGUCCACAGUCCAGAUCAGGACCAGUUCUCUGACUAUCCUCUGCUGAAUGACAACCCAGACACUGUCUGCACUUACAGAGAUGGCUGCUUCAUCUGGAGGCCUGAGGCCAUGAGUGGGACACACAGAUAUGAGUUGAUCGUGGGACCUGAUCAGAUGGAAGCCCAGAAGUGGUAUGAUUACGAGCAUUAUGUUUGGGAUAAUGUCUCCAUCGCCCUGCAUGUGGAGGAUAAGGUGCUGAACUUUGAUGCCAGCCGACUGAGAGAGAACCUCAAGUUCUGCAGUGAAGGAUAUCCUGCACUACGUGGUGUCACAUUUGAAGACUUCCCAACAGCUGAAAAGCUUGUUAAUAAAUUGUGGCCUGGCCAUCCCUCCCCACUGGAGAAAGAUGAAUAGCUAAAUUAAGUGUCAACAGUGUCACCAUCUGAUAGUUUUUCACUAUUAAAGUGUCUUUUCUGAA